Molecule: messenger RNA, 1941 nt
Organism: Cuscuta campestris
Lineage: Eukaryota; Viridiplantae; Streptophyta; Magnoliopsida; Solanales; Convolvulaceae
Source: the annotation of a GenBank genome assembly
AGCCAGCAAACACACGCAUCACAAGAUUCUACACUUAUCAAUGAGACAACAGUUGUAUAUCCUUCACAUACAUCUAUGAAAUGCAUGCAUAUUUUGCAACCUGUGAGCAAACCACCCAAAACUACAAAAAGAGUUGCACCACUAAAUGCUAAAAAAGGCUCUGCAUCAACGAGCAGAGUGGGUGUAUCUAUAUAUGUAUAUAUCCAGAUUAGUUCCUUAAUUUAUCAACAAGAAGAGCCAUUUCAUUCUGGGUCUUGAUCCAACGUUGUCCACUCUGUUCUGUCCCUUCAAUCGCACCGCCCUGGCUCGCCAGUUCCAAUUUGAGAAGCUGAGUUUUGGUAGAGCCGGCUUGUAUGGAGACUAAUGGUCAUAGAAGGGGUAGCAAAAAGAACGUUGUUUCUAUCCAAAAUGGUCACUUGAACAUAUCAAGUUGUGUCGAUGAAUUGGAUCCGUGGACAGCUUGGGCAUACAAACCGCAUACAAUCACAUUGCUAUUUAUCGGCGCAUGUUUUCUCAUUUGGGCCAGUGGAGCUCUUGAUCCAGAAAGCACCUCAAUUAGUGAUCGUUCUGUUUCUGUGAAAAGGGGAGUAUGGGCAAUGGUUGCAGUAUAUCUGGCUUACUCUUUACUACAAGCCCCUUCAACGGUUCUUACAAGACCCCAUCCUGCCAUCUGGCGCCUUGUUCAUGGAAUGGCUGUCAUAUACCUCGUUUUAUUGACAUUUUUUCUUUUUCAGAAGCGUGAUGAUGCUCGCCAGUUCUUGAAAUAUCUACAUCCUGAUCUUGGUUUUGAACUUCCCGAAAGAUCAUAUGGCGUCGAUUGCAGAAUCUACAUACCUGAAAGUAGAACCAACAAGUUCAAGAAUGUUUAUGAUACCUUGUUUGAUGAGUUUGUUGUAGCUCAUAUUCUUGGGUGGUGGGGAAAAGCCAUAAUGAUUAGAAACCAGCCCCUAUUAUGGGUCCUAUCAAUUGGCUUUGAGUUGAUGGAGCUUACCUUCCGCCAUAUGCUACCGAAUUUCAACGAGUGUUGGUGGGAUAGCAUUGUUCUUGACAUAUUCAUCUGCAACUGGUUUGGUAUAUGGGCAGGGAUGCGAACCGUUAGGUAUUUUGAUGGAAAAACAUACCAGUGGGUUGGUAUAAGCCAACAACCAAACAUUAUAGGCAAAGUGAAACGGACACUUGGGCAAUUCACGCCGGCAUGUUGGGAUAAAGAUGAAUGGCAUCCACUCCUUGGUCCUUGGCGGUUUCUUCAAGUCUUGAGUCUAUGUGUUGGGUUCUUGACGGUCGAAUUGAAUACGUUCUUCCUUAAGUUUUGCCUUUGGAUACCUCCAAGAAACCCUCUCAUCAUAUACAGAUUAAUCUUGUGGUGGCUAAUCGCAAUACCGACCAUUCGCGAGUACAAUUCUUACCUACAGGACAGAAAGCCGGUGAAAAAGGUGGGAUCAUUUUGUUGGUUGUCACUUGCUAUUUGUAUUGUUGAACUCCUGAUGUGCAUAAAGUUUGGGCACGGAUUGUUCCCGGAGCCGAUGCCCAAGUGGUUAGUAGUGUUCUGGACAUCCGUUGGGGUUGGCCUUGUCACAUUCUUAGUUGUUUGGUCAUGGCAAUUGAUGACGAGAAAACGACGAUGAUUUUGUUUUGGAGUAUGAUCCUUUAUUCUUUGAUUCUUUUCCCCUGUUUUUUAGAUUCUGUGUAUAGUAAAUGAAGUUUUGCUGUGAUGUAAAUGGGUUGUAAUUUGUGGUUGGAGGAUACUAGAGGGGGUUUAAGGAUUGAAUGUUUUUAGAAAGAAUUAGUCUUUUAUGUUUUGUUGUCUUCUGAGAUGUAAUUCAAAAAUUAUAUUGUUCUGAAGGCAUAAUAUUGGUACUUUGGAUUCAAAGAUCCAUAAUUGACAAUGUUUAAUUUUCAGACACGAAAUGAUUUAAAUCAAAAUGAAAAAUUGAACUUUCC